UUGUGCCACACACUCGUCCAACGAAAGUAACCCCGGCCCGCACGGCUUUCCUUGACAGUGGCCAUGACAGUGACAAAAUAAACCUUUGUGCUACAUAAAGUACUAGUGUCCAUGUGUUUGUGUGUUGUGUAGUGUGUGUAACCAGUUUGGCUGCAGGAAAAGGAACUAAAAAACUGGGUUCGCUGAUUUCUCUUUCGACUUUUAUCUACUAUCGGAUUUUUUGGAGAGAGCAACAUGGAUUAUUUGACUAGAUAAAACAUAGAUUUCAAUGACCUCAACUAAAUCUCAAAACAGCUUUAACAUCGGUAAUGAAGUUUGAUAGAGAUCCCCACAACAAUGGAUCUCUUACUCGGAACAAACCAGAAAAGGCUUAGCAGAUCAGAAUGGAGGUUCGCGGAGAGAGGCCUUUUAGUCAUAACCUAUAUAUUCCUCCUUAUACUACAAAACAAUUGUCAGACAGUUCUUAGUAAUGAAACAAGUCAAAUAGAUAACUUAACCAAAAGAAUAGACAGUCUAGGUAAUAAAGUAGAAUCUAACCAAUGCCAUAGUUGUCAAAGUAGUAAUAAAUUUGAAGAUAAAGAUGUAGUGUCAAAUGAAAAGUCAGAGAAUUUCAUUGACAAUAUGAUAGAAACUGUUGGAGAGUUUACAGAAAAGCUGCUGCUUGUAAAUAGAACAGAAAAGCAAUUAGAAAAUGAAUUAGAAAGGAUAGUUGAUGACGCUUUGAGCAUGGAUAGGUUUGUAAUAAUAGAUGGAGUUGAAAUCAAAUCUGUGAAGAAUAGAGAAUCGAGGAAUAUGGAAGAUGAAGCGCAAUCGAGAGCACUCUUCAGUACAUACACCUAUGAGUAUAGACUACUGCAAAAGAUAAAGAAUUUUGUGGAAACUCAUAUUAUUUCAAUAAAUUUACCAAAAGCUGCCAGAUUCAUCACUUUUAGAUCAUUCGGCCUGAAGAAGUUGUUCGUGCCCCUUCUCUUCGGCGCGCAGCUGUUCAAAGGGAUGCUACUGGCCAUGUUUCUGCCCAGCAUCCUUGGAAGCUUCGGGAAGAUCCUUGGAAAAGGAAUCUCCCAACUCUCAGCGUCGUCCAGCCAAGCGUCCAACCCGCCGGCGGUCGACGACGGGACAGCGUACAGCAACGACCAGAAAGACUUUAUGGCGUAUGAGACAGAUCCGACCGGCGCGUACGCUUACCCGCAAGACGGGAUGUAUGUCAACAUGGACCCGGCUGAUGUCAACGAUCUGUCGAAUGUCGAUAUGUCCAGAUUUGGCGCUGGCGGACAUAAGGUCACGUAUUUACCGACCAAAAAUGGCUACUACAAGAACCAGUUAGCCUCCGCUACAAACAAUUAUAAGGUAUUCCAGAAAAUCCCAGCCUCCUCAAUGAUCCUGAGUAACUACGAUCCCUUCUACUCCCCUCUGCUAUCCAGACUGGAUGGAAUCUUCGCCAGACUAGGUCUAGCUCCAUCAGAAAACGCAGUGAACACAGGCCCUCAGGUCGGCGGGCAGAGCCUCAGCGAUGUGAAGUUAGAAUCAUGUAGAGAACAGCUGAUAUGCCUCAUGUAUGCCAGUCCGGCCAAAUACGCCCCGUACAGUAACCUUGUAUCUGCCCAGUUGAGCAGAGAACUGAACGAGCUCCGCCGGCCAGUUUCAGACAACCCGGAGAUCCUUCGCUUUUUCCGCUACAUGCGAGCGGCGCGGCGCGGCCAGGAGGGCGUGGAUUGCGCCCGCGUUCACCCCGGCUGCUCAGCUAACACACCACAGCAUACCAUGAUUGCCGCGUACCAUGAUAUUAAUAAACUUGUCACGGCAAGGAAGCUGAAGAAUUAGAUGCUAAACGAGUACCAGGGAGCCUCAUCGAUCGAAUCGUCGACUGGAAUUCGAUCAAAUGAAGAAACAAAGACUGUUAUGCGACAGCGUCUAUUCGAUAAACAAUUGUUUUAAAAACUUUUAUUUCGUGUAAAAUUGUGUAUUUAAUUUUCGAGUAAGUGGGACGAAUAUUUGUCGCGUUCACCUUUACAACGAAAUCGACUUCACGUUGAAACAAAUCGCUAUUGAGUUGGGUCGAUUUCGCUCUAAAGGUGCGUUGUGUUUUAAGCAAUUAUCUAAUGUCUUUUUUUUUACCAGUAGUUAUAUUAUAGCAUCAAAUUUAUUUACUGAAAUGUAUUAAAAUUGCAUGGUUUCAGUCUCGAAAAUGCACGAGUGAAUAAACAUAGGCGAGUUGAAUCGUUAAAAUUAUUUUAUCAACUUGAAGUUUAACCCCUCAAACGCCUUAUUCCAGAUCUGUCUCAGACAAUGUAAACUGUACUUAACAGAUUGGUUAUUUAUUAGCAAAUUUUUGACAACGACGUUCCAGGGGUUAUUCGAUUUUUCUUUUGAAAUAAACACAAAAGAUGUUCAGAUACUUUCAGUGUGGUAUUUCAUCACAGUGACAUUGACACUGCGCUUAUUUCUGGGUUUACAAGUAACAUUGUUCCUCAGCGUCAAUAUUUACAUGUUAAACAGGUAAUGCACCACGAAGAGUCACUAUCGGGCGACAAUGAGGAGGCACACUCAAAGGUUACGACAGAUGGCGCCACCCUAUUAAUCCAUUGCACUGAUUGCACAGAUAAAGAAUUUCAUACGUAAGAGCGAGAAGAUGAUAUGUGUUUUCUCUCUCACACAUAUGAAUGACAGUGACAUGCCUAGACACUUGCACAGGCGCAGCCUCGCGGGAUAAAAUGUCAGUAUGCCUCCUCAUUGUCUAUAUUGUGAAAUAGGCCACAGAUAAUUAAGGAAUCUGGACAAAAUCUCUUCACAAAGUCAAAACAGGCUACUAAUAAAAUGUUACGUUCAUUGAACAAAAUGACUAAAUGUUUGUUCACGCAGAACAUUUCUGUUUUGGAAUUUGCAAUUCCAAGAUUCAAAGUUAGGAUAAUCCGUUUUGCGCUGAUCAACAGAAAUAACGAUUUAAUUUAUUCAUUGACUAUUCGGUUUAUCAUUUAAAUUUAGAUAUUUAAAGUUAGUGUUUAGAGAAACAGAGUUCAAUAUUUGAAGACAGAAGAUUUUAAUUUAGAAAAUGUCAAUAUAAAUAAAAUUAUUUUAAAUAAAUUCAUAAUAUGAAUUAUAUUAUAGUGUAAACUUGUAGGUUGCUAAUAAAGUUAACCUUAGUAUCACAUUAUCCGAUCCGAUAUCGGAUGUCGGAAGGAUUUCAAUGGAAAAAAUCAAAGAUAGCGCCCGUAAUGUAUGGGAUAUCGGUCCUACAUCCGAUAUUGGAUCGGAUAAUCUGAAACGCACUUAGGAUAACCCUAUUAACUGUCAAUAUUUAAUGGCCGAUUUAUAAUGUAAAAAAACUCUUAUUUACACAUUAAUCGAUGCCAGAGUGUAAAAAUUCGAAAAAGUUUUCGGAUGAAUUUAGCAAAGUGUUCAAAGGUGCUACAAAAUAAGGCUUACCUACGAACUACACACAGUGUGGAAAAAUUACGAUAUAUUUUUUGUGUAGUAUAUUGACAGAAGCUGACUGAUAUAAUUUGACGAAAUAAUUAUUAUUUAGGAAAACUUUCUUUUUAAUAUUUUUUCCUGGAUUUUAAUAGAGCUUUGGUUUUGGAUGCUUAUUUUUAUCUUUUAAUUUCUUAUUUAUAUUAUUUAUUUAACCUAAUUUUAAUGGAUUGUGUGAAUGUUAUUUAUUGAAUGUUUGUUUUGUGUUGGAUUUUAUCUAAUUUAUUUCUUGAAUAUAAGAGGUUGUUAAUUUUAAACUUGUUUUAGGUGAAACUUUAAAAAUGUCGAAAUCUUAAUAAAAUGAUUGUAUGUAUUUAUUUGUUAACGGCAUUAUUGUUAUUAUUUUUCAUGUUAGUUGUUUUUUUUUUGUGAUGAUGUCUUUAUUAUAAAAUUGUGGUUUUUAAGUAAUUUUAUAUUUUAUCACUUGUAAUCUUUUUUAUGUAAAAAUGCACUUCAAAUGUUUUAUACAUCUAGAGAAAUAAGAUUUAAUAAAAUUU
Leguminivora glycinivorella is the source of this 3965-nucleotide messenger RNA. RefSeq lists its product as uncharacterized. The record is from RefSeq and is a predicted model, not a curated record. The transcript has 10 exons. NCBI's taxonomy places the organism in Eukaryota, Metazoa, Arthropoda, Insecta, Lepidoptera, Tortricidae. Bases 337 to 1821 code for a protein of 494 amino acids.